GCAGCAACACUGAGAAAGAUACACACCGAUGAAUGGUGCUGCACCAACAAGCACUUGGAGGGAGGGAAGAAAGUCAGUCUCAACCAACCGACUCUACUGAUCUGAUCUCAACCAACUGAACUGAACUGAACUGAACUCUCGCUGCUGAGCAGAACGAGUCGACUGCCUGGCGCACGUCCGUCCAGUCAGGCAGGCAUUUCUUUAUAUGCAUGCACGUAUGCAUCCCCCCUCCAUAUGUCUCUCUUACAACAGACAGACAGACAGGCGGACGGACGGACAGACAGAAGAAAGAGAGGACAGGCAGGUCAGCCGCCGAGUGAGUGAGGGAGUGUGAGGGAGUGUGUGUGGUGUCCGUGUGUGGUGUGUGUCUAUGCGGCGGCCUUCUCCGUGGCGUUGGUGGCCGUCCCUGCUGUCGGUGCCGCACCGCCGGGCGGGGCGGCGCCCGUCGCCGUCUUGGGCGCGUUGGGGUCGAAGUUCGCUGCGGCGGACACACACAGACCACACACAACACAACACAACACAGUAGCCAAUUUCGCUCUCUCUCUCAGAGUGUUUGGUGUCUGGUGUGUUGUGUUGUGUUGUGUUGGUUGUCGUACCGAAAGACCUGACUCUUGCCAUGGGCGACUGGUCUGGUGCGGGUCGCUCGGCGUCCUCGAGCUUCCAAAUGAUCUGGCCGUACUCCUUGAUGGAACGGUCAGUCGUGAACUUGCCCAUACUCGCGGCGGCCUGAUUGAUCAAAGAAAGGCCCAGUGGAUGGAGCAACAGAUGCACCGAUGGCCGGUGUGGGUGGGUGGGUGUGCGUCAAUCAUCAUGUGACUCGCCUUGAUGGACGUCUUGAUCCAGUUGGUCUGGUCUUUGUACAGCGCGUCCACCUGCUCGUUGGCCUGCACACACACCACACACACCACACCACACAGAUCCGUGUGUGUGUAUGUAUGCAGCAGCAGCAGCUGCUGCUGUGUGGUUGGCCUUGACCCACCUUGCAGUAUGAGGGGAAGUCGUGGCAGAGGAUGUAGAAGUCGCCGUUGUACCCUCCGCCGUUGUUCCUGAUCUUCUCAAUCUGUCACCCACACACACAAACACAAACACCACACACACAACAGACAUGCAGUCCCUCCCUGCCUCUCUCCCUCUCCCUCCCUUGCUACCAGUCCGACGAACUCCGAGUGCGCCUCUCCGUCUCCGAGUGAGAAUUUGCCGCUGACGAUGGCGUCCAUGACCUCCCGCAGCUCAGCGCUGAUGGGGUAGUUGCCGUUCUUGGCCUUCUCACGGAUGCCGGCCACCUCGGGCUCCAACGCGCCAAAGAUGAACAUCGUGUCCUACACACAACAGACAGACAGACAGUGGGGGGUGGGCGAGAGGGGUGGCAGGUGUGAAGGGUCAAGGUACCUACCUCUCCGCAUUCCUCCCUGAUUUCGACGUUGGCUCCGUCCAUGGUGCCGACGAUGAGCCCGCCGUUCAUGACGAAUUUCAUGUUGCUCGUGCCCGACGCCUCGGUGCCGGCCGUCGAGAUGUGCUGAGAUAUGUCUGAUGGAGGGAUGAAUGGAUGGAUGGAGGCACAGAGGGACAGAGGGACAGAUGGGUGGAGCAAAUAACACCGCGUGUGUGGUUGGCGCUGACCUGAUGCGGGGAUGAUGGUCUGGGCAUUGGACACGUUGUAGUUGGGCAUGAACACACACUGACAGACAACCGGGGACACACACAGAGACAAAUGGACACACACAAACGAAAAGGCCACAAACGAACGGGGCAGCAACCCACCACACAACACGCCACACACUCUUGUGUGCCACCCAGCCGACCUUGAGGUACUUGGAUGUGUCCGGGUCGUUGUUGAGGACGAGGCCGAUGUUGUUGCAUAGCUUGAUGAUGGUCUUGGCCACGGCAUACCCGGGGGCCGCCUUGCCGCCGAUCAGACACGCACGCUUGACCUGCUUAUCGCGGUCGCCGGGGCUCAUCUUCUUCAGCUUGAAGUAACUGCGUCACACACACACACACACACGGGUCAUGACCCACACAGAGAGGAGUGAGUGUCUGUCUGCCUCUCUGUCUGUCUGUCUGUCUGUCUGUCCGUGUGUGUGGGAAGGGGGAUGUUACCGACCGGUGGAUGAUGUAGAAGCAGUUGAUGAGCUGUCUCUUGUACUCGUGGAUGCGCUUGACCUGGAUGUCGAACAGCAUGUUCUCGGGGUCCAAGUCGAUGUCGCAAUUCAACUUGAUCUACACAACACAACACAACGCAGGCCCACACAGCGGAAACAGAGAGACAGACAGAGUUAUCUGCCUGCCUUUGAUGUCGUGUGGUGUGUGUGUGUACCCAUUUGGUGAGUUUGACUUUGUUCUGCUUCUUGACGUCAGCCCACUGCUUCUGCAACUCAGUGCUGUCCUGUGCACAUCACACACACACACACACACAUGGAGCCCAGUGUGUCUGUGUGGUUGAGUGGACCCGUACGAGGUGGUUGACGAGUCCCUGGAGCAUGGUGAGUUCCUUGAGCCAGCUGUCGGACCCCAGCCACUCGCUGAACAAGUUGGACAAGCCACGGUUGGCGCAGUGAAUCCUACACACACACACACGCACACACAGACAUACACACGAGAUGAUAGCCAGCCGCACGAGAAGGCGUGUGUGUACCAUCUCCGGGGCGUGACGCCGUUGGUGACGUUGACGAACUUGUCGGGCUGGCCCUUGGCCUGGUCAUCGACACACACACCCAUACACAGAUGGGAUGCAUCCACGCAUCUCCCUGUCUGUCUGUCUGUCUGUCUGUGUCUUGUAUGUGACGGUGGGUGGGUAGGUGGGUACUGGACCUUGUAGUAGUCGACGAACUCCGGGAAGAGGUCCUUCUUGACGAGUUCCGAGUGGAUGGCUGCCACGCCGUUGACCUUGUUGGAACCGAUCACCGCCUGAUCCACCCAUCCAAUGUGACGCAACACCGCCCGCACAGCACACAGGUGACCCUGCUUGCUUGGUGUGUGUGUGGAGGGGGGGGCAGUACCUACCAUGUUAGCCAUUCGGAUCAUCUUCUCGUAUCCCUCUUGGUAGAUGGACAUUUUGGAGAGUUUCUCGCCGACGUCGCCCCACGACUCGCGCACCUCACACAGGAACUUGUAGUUGAUGUCGUUGAUCAACAGCAGAUGGCUGACAGACACAGACAGACAAAGAAACAAACAGAGAGAGAGGGAUGUCGAGUGCACUGUGUGGUGAUUUGAUGGCUCUGUGGCUGCCCUACCGCGGAAGCAGUUUCUCGAUGAGGUGUGCGGGCCAUUUCUCGAGGGCCUCGGGCAGCACCGUGUGGUUGGUGUAGUUGAAGCACUACACACACACAUCCACACACCACUCCUUGCCGUGCGUGUGCAUCCCUCUCUCCCAACCUCCCUCUCUCGGUGUGUCCGCACCGACCUGUCUCGUGAGGUCCCAUGCCUUGUCCCAGUCGAGCCCCUCGAUGUCGAUGAGGAGGCGCAUCAUCUCAGGGAUGGCGAUGGUCGGGUGGGUGUCGUUGAGCUGGAAACACACCUUGGACGGCAGCUCGUCCCAACUGCGGCCCUCCUUCUUCUUGAACCUGAUGAUCAAUGGAUGAUCAACCCACACACACUUGUUGGUGUGUUGGUGUGUGUGAUUGUUGGCCGGUGCGGUGUGGUGUGGUGUGCGGCACGUGCCUUCUGAGGCAGUCCUGGAUGGUGGCGCAGACGAAGAAGUACUGCUGCUUCAGACGCAACUCCUUCCCCUCCCACCUGACCAAACACACACACACGUCUCCAUCUGGGCACUAGGGUGUGUGAGUGUUUACGUGUUGUCGUUGGGGUAGAGGACGGCCGAGAUGUACUCGGCACGCUGGCGCUCCUUGACAGCCUGCAGACCACACAGGAUCGACAUACACACACACACACACACACAGAGGGAGGGAGGGAGGGAGGGAGGGAGAUGACCACAAUGGUGGCGUGGGAGUGCAUUGUGUGCAGUGUGCGUACGUCGAGGAACUGGCCACGGUUGAAGGCAUGGAAGUCAAACUCCUUGCCGGGACACGCUGCAUCCAACACGCAACACACACACACACACACAGAUGGAUGGAUGGGAUCCCCUCACCCUCUCCCUCUCUCUCUUUGGCAAGGCACGCACCUUUCCAGAGUCUGAGGUUGAUGGUGUUGUACGUGUCGAAUCCCGGGAUGGGGUUGUCGUACGCCAUGGCCUGCACGAUCUCGCCGCCCGUCCAGCGGUGCCGCUCGCGACCCUUGUCGUCCUUGUAAGUGUCCACGUGACUGACACACAACACAACACAAUACACACACAAAGAGCCGCCGAUAAGUGGAGCGGACUCAUGUGGUGUGUGGUGUGUGUGUUGCCCCUCCAUCAAUGCAGUGGCUCACGCACGCACCCGUAGAACCGCACGGCGUAGGUGACGUCGGGUCGCUCGAUUUCCCAUGGGUUGGCGGUGACGAGCCAGUAGUCCGGGUGCUCCACCUGACGGCCCUCGACGAUCUUCUGCUCGAAGAUGCCGUACGUGUACCUGACACACACACCAAGGCAGCCCAUCUGUCUGUCUGUCUGUCUGUCUGUCUGUUGUCUGUCUGUGUUGUGUGUGUGCGAACUAGCCUGAUGCCGUAGCCCCAGACGGCAUAGUUGAGCGUGGCCAUGGAGUCGAGGAAGCAGGCAGCCAGACGGCCCAGACCGCCAUUGCCCAGCGCCGGGUCGUGCUCGUGCUCAUACAACUCCUCCUGAGGGAGGGAUCGAUCCAUCAACCAGCCAACACCAUGUUAGCCACCGACUGGCGAGUGAGUGAGUGUCUGUGUGUGUGUACCAGGUUGUAUCCGAUGUCUGCGAGUGCCUUCUUGUAGUUGGGCUCGAUGUCCAAAUUCACCAACGCGUUCUGCAUCGCUGCACAACACAACACAACACAACACACAACACACAGGACAACACACACCACACUCUCUCUCUCUCUCUGUGUGUGUGUGUGUGUGUGUGUGUACCCCUUCCUAGCAGGAACUCUAGGGAGAGGUAGUAGCACCUCUUGACGUCCUUGGCCGUGAAGAACUCGUUGGUGUCGUUGAAGGUCUCGAUCAGCCGGUCGCGGAUGCUGAAGGCCGUCGCACGGUAACACUCCUCCGUCGCAAAACUGAACCGCGUCGCCGCCAACGUGUACUCCUAAACACACAAAACAAAUCACAAACCAAACCACGCAUCAUAACACACCACACCACACCACACCCCGCCAGAGAGGGGCAGGUACUCGACACAAGUGCCCACGCACUACACCAUCCAUCCAUACCACGUGGUUGACGAUUCCCCUCUGGAUGGAGCCGACGUCCGGUCCGAGGUAGUACUCCAUGAGCUGCCAUAUCUUGUUGCGCUUGGCGUCGGCGUUGGGGUCGAAGUCCUUCUGGUGCAUCCCCGCCAUGUCUCGAGGCACGGCGCCCGUCAACUUGGAGAACGAUGCCUUGCGCAUCAUCUCAAAGUUGUGGUCAGCGUGAGGGUCAAAGGCCAUGGUGCUCAAAGUGAGGGGAGAGAGGGAGGGAGGCAGUCACAGACGGACGCAGCCUCGCAGUCAGGAGGCUCUCACAGUCACGGUCAAGAGAGCAAGGGAGGCAGCCAGGCAGGCAGGUGACAACCCUGACACAGACACACAGACAACACACAGACGCCAUUCAAGCCGAGCGGCGUGUAGUGGUGCAGGCAAACACGGGGCAGACCGGCAGACAGCCGGCCACACCCGCAAGCACCCCACCCCACCCUUGUGACGAGCCCGUGUGUGGUUGUCUCUCUGUGUGUGUCUGGCUGCUCACCACUGCUGCUCGCACCAAACGCUGUAAAACCACGCACAGGAGCCGACCAAACACACUCCCAG
Messenger RNA from Vitrella brassicaformis, 5843 nucleotides. Lineage: Eukaryota; Vitrellaceae. The record is from the annotation of a GenBank genome assembly.